CCGGGGCUCAGCCGGAGCUGGCGGCGGCAUGGGCUCUCCAGGAAGGGCGAGAGAAAUGCCUGUGCACCUUAAUCUCCCUUUCCCUCCCCUCCACCCCUGCGGCCGGCUUAUUGUGUUCUCGCUCCCCAUCUUUACCCGAUUACCUACAUCGUCACCCUCCUUCCGACCUCGGUUCCCUGCUUUUAACUCCAGUUUCUCACUUAAACCUCAGCUACUCAAGCUCUUCUCUCCCAUGUCCGGCCGGAGACUUCAUACACCAGCAACACUUAAUAGUUUCUUUCACGCAAUGCCUCCCAUCUUUCCCCUCUCCCGCAUCCCAUUCUGGAGUGAUGGCAGCUAGAAAGCCUUCGUGUUGCAUUAUACCUGCAGCUUCCACCUGUCCCCGAAGCUUGGCACUGAUCGAGUAAGCCACACCCACGCUGAGAACGACCGCUAGGCAGGGAACACCACUUAUCCCAAAGUGGUGUUUAGGAAUAUGUUCUCUCUUGCUCUCUAGUCUUGCUUUCUAGUCUGGGUAUUUGUUACUCUCCAUCACCAUACUUUACAAAGGUAUGUUUUGGUUGCGUGAAAGGGAGGAGUUAGGAAUGAGCCAAAGACCAUUCGCAGGUAAGAAAGUUUAGAAAUAGACCUUUAGAAUUAAAUGAAGAAAGGAAAAACUGAGAAUGCUAAAGUUAGUUUUUUCAAAGCAGUUUGAGAUCUUUUGUGAUCUGAUGAAGUGGAACUUAUUUACCCUUUACAGAUUGACAUUUUGGGAGACAAUUUCAUGAUGCUUGAUGCACUCCUGGAGUAAUGUGAACAGAACUUCUCCAACUUGCAUAUUAUAUCAGCUGGAACCAGCGGUGUAUUUUAAUGUUCACUUAAAUCAGAACUUGUAUAAGAAAAAGAAUGGAAGUCUGGUUAAAUAAAAAUGACUAUGUCAGAGACUUGAAAAGGAUCAUUCUUUGUUUUCUAAUAGUAUAUAUGGCCGUUUUAGUGGGUACAGAUCAGGAUUUUUACAGUUUACUUGGAGUAUCCAAAACUGCAAGCAGUAGAGAAAUAAGACAAGCUUUCAAGAAAUUGGCAUUGAAGCUACAUCCUGAUAAAAACCCGAAUAACCCAAACGCACAUAGUGAUUUUUUAAAAAUAAAUAGAGCAUAUGAAGUACUCAAAGAUGAAGAUCUGCGGAAAAAGUAUGACAAAUACGGAGAAAAGGGACUUGCAGAUAAUCAAGAAGGAGGCCAGUAUGAAAGCUGGAAUUAUUAUCGUUAUGAUUUUGGUAUUUAUGAUGAUGAUCCUGAAAUCAUAACACUGGAUAGAAGAGAGUUUGAUGCUGCUGUUAAUUCUGGAGAACUUUGGUUUGUGAACUUUUACUCCCCAGGAUGUUCACACUGCCAUGAUUUAGCUCCCACAUGGAGAGACUUUGCUAAAGAAGUGGAUGGAUUACUUCGAAUUGGUGCUGUUAACUGUGGUGAUGAUAGAAUGCUUUGCCGAAUGAAGGGAGUCAACAGUUAUCCCAGCCUCUUCAUUUUUAGGUCUGGAAUGGCUGCAGUGAAAUAUCAUGGUGACAGAUCAAAGGAAAGUUUAGUGAGUUUUGCCAUGCAGCAUGUUAGAAGCACCGUGACAGAAUUAUGGACAGGGAAUUUUGUUAACUCCAUACAAACUGCUUUUGCUGCUGGUGUUGGCUGGCUGAUCACUUUUUGUUCCAAAGGAGGAGAUUGUUUGACUUCACAGACGCAACUCAGGCUCAGUGGCAUGUUGGAUGGUCUUGUUAAUGUAGGGUGGAUGGACUGUGCCACCCAGGACAACCUUUGUAAAAGUUUGGAUAUUACAACAAGUACUACUGCCUAUUUUCCUCCUGGAGCCACUUUAAGUAACAAAGAGAAAAGCAGUGUUUUGUUCCUUAAUUCAUUGGAUGCUAAAGAAAUAUAUUUGGAAAUAAUGCAUAAUCUUCCAGAUUUUGAACUACUUUCGGCAAACACACUAGAGGAUCGGUUGGCUCAUCAUCGAUGGCUCAUAUUUUUUAAUUUUGGAAAACAUGAAAAUUCAAAUGAUCCUGAAUUGAAGAAACUAAAAACUCUACUUAAAAAUGAACAUAUUCAAGUUGGCAAGUUUGACUGUUCCUCUGCACCAGACAUCUGUAGUAAUCUGUAUGUGUUUCAGCCAUGUCUAGCAGUAUUUAAAGGACAAGGAACCAGGGAAUACGAAAUUCAUCAUGGAAAGAAGAUUCUAUAUGAUAUACUUGCCUUUGCCAAAGAAAGUGUUAAUUCUCAUGUUACCACACUUGGACCUCAAAAUUUUCCUGCCAAUGACAAGGAACCGUGGCUCGUUGAUUUUUUUGCCCCAUGGUGUCCACCGUGUCGAGCUUUAUUGCCAGAGUUACGAAAAGCAUCAAAGCAUCUUUACGGUCAGCUUAAGUUUGGUACACUAGAUUGUACAGUUCAUGAGGGACUCUGUAACAUGUAUAACAUUCAGGCUUAUCCAACAACAGUGGUUUUCAACCAGUCCAAUGUUCAUGAAUAUGAAGGACAUCACUCUGCUGAACAGAUCUUGGAAUUCGUAGAGGAUCUUAUGAAUCCUUCAGUGAUCACCCUGACACCCACCACUUUCAACGAACUAGUUAAACAGAGAAAACAGGACGAAGUCUGGAUGGUUGAUUUCUAUUCUCCUUGGUGUCAUCCCUGUCAAGUCCUAAUGCCAGAAUGGAAAAGAAUGGCCCGGACAUUAACUGGACUGAUCAAUGUGGGCAGUAUAGACUGCCAACAGUAUCAUUCUUUUUGUGCCCAAGAAAAUGUUCGGAGAUACCCUGAGAUAAGAUUUUUCCCCCAAAAAUCAAAUAAAGCUUAUCAGUAUCAUAGUUACAAUGGAUGGAAUAGAGAUGCUUAUUCCCUGAGAAUUUGGGGUCUAGGAUUCUUACCUCAAGCAUCCAUAGAUCUAACGCCUCAGACUUUCAAUGAAAAAGUUAUACAAGGGAAAAAUCACUGGGUGGUUGAUUUCUAUGCUCCUUGGUGUGGACCUUGCCAGAAUUUUGCUCCAGAGUUUGAGCUCUUAGCUAGGAUGGUUAAAGGAAAAGUGAAAGCUGGAAAAGUAGACUGUCAGGCUUAUGCUCAAACAUGCCAGAAAGCUGGCAUCAGAGCCUAUCCAACUGUUAAAUUUUUUCCCUACGAAAGAACAAAGAGAAAUAUUUGGGGAGAGCAAAUAGAUGCCAGAGAUGCAAAAGAGAUUGCUACCUUAAUAUAUGAAAAAUUGAAAAAUCUCCAAAAUCAUGGAAAAAGAGAUAAGGAUGAACUUUAAUGAUGUUAAAGAUGAAGAAAAAAGAGAAGGAAUUCUAACAAAUGACAUCAGAAGACAUCUUUUUAGGAUGUUACUACUUGGUGGGAAUAAAUGAACAUUAUCUUGGA
Neogale vison (American mink) is the source of this 3377-nucleotide messenger RNA. It is a transcript of the gene DNAJC10, whose product is annotated as DnaJ heat shock protein family (Hsp40) member C10. The record is from RefSeq and is a predicted model, not a curated record. NCBI's taxonomy places the organism in Eukaryota, Metazoa, Chordata, Mammalia, Carnivora, Mustelidae. Gene Ontology annotation, biological process: protein folding in endoplasmic reticulum. Gene Ontology annotation, cellular component: endoplasmic reticulum. The transcript is spliced from 23 exons. Gene Ontology annotation, molecular function: disulfide oxidoreductase activity. The coding region runs from base 886 to 3270 and encodes 794 amino acids.